This is a messenger RNA of Erigeron canadensis, 682 nucleotides long. Its product is annotated as actin-depolymerizing factor 7-like. Gene Ontology annotation, cellular component: cytoplasm; actin cytoskeleton. Gene Ontology annotation, molecular function: actin filament binding. NCBI's taxonomy places the organism in Eukaryota, Viridiplantae, Streptophyta, Magnoliopsida, Asterales, Asteraceae. Gene Ontology annotation, biological process: actin filament depolymerization. The coding region runs from base 96 to 509 and encodes 137 amino acids. The record is from RefSeq and is a predicted model, not a curated record. The transcript is spliced from 3 exons.
UCUUAGUUUCAUUUGUUUUCCCAAAUUUUCAGGAUCCCCCUCUCCCUCCCAGAUUCUCUUUUCUCCAAUUCUGUUCUUGAAGCAAUCCAUUAAUCAUGGCGAACGCGGCUUCUGGAAUGGCUGUGAGUGACGAAUGCAAGCUGAAGUUUCUGGAGUUAAAAUCGAAAAGGAACUAUCGAUACAUUACCUACAAAAUCGAAGAUCAACAGGUGAUUGUUGAUAAGAUUGGUGGUCAUGAACAGACCUAUGAGGAUUUCACAAGUUCUCUUCCUGCUGAUGAAUGCCGCUACGCUGUCUUUGACUUUGACUUCACGACUGAUGAAAACUGCCAGAAAAGCAAAAUAUUCUUCAUUGCCUGGUCACCAGAUACAUCAAGGGUGAGAAUGAAGAUGGUGUAUGCAAGCUCGAAAGACAGAUUCAAGAGAGAACUUGAUGGAAUCCAAGUUGAGUUGCAAGCCACGGAUCCUAGCGAGAUGAGCCUCGACAUCGUAAAAUCACGAGCAAUCUGAAUAAUGUUCCUCUACGAGGAAUCUUAAUUUCGUUUGAUGAGUUUUGAUUUACUGCAUAUGCAUGAAUAUUGUCAUUUUGUUUUCUCUCUUUCCUUGUUAAUUUUUGUCUAUUUUCUUUCACUGAAAAGAAUUCUCAUCAAUGUUGUAGUGUAGUGUAAUGUUACUAUUAAUUU